AGCUCCAUUUGGCUGAUGACCGAAAUUAGUACUACUGUUCCUUUAAAUUUGCAGGGUUGCGUAUUUGCGACAGUAGUGAAUCGCUUUACGGCAGCCUGUAAUCACACGUGUUGUCAUCGCGUGGUGGUACCUCGGGAGAACUUUGAAGAGGACAUGUCUUACAGAGGAGGUGGAGGACGAGGUGGCGGCGGCGGCAGAGGUGGAGGUUUUAACCGAGGCGGCGGAGGAGGCUUUAACCGAGGCGGUGGAGGAUUUGGACGUGGUGGUGGAAGAGGGGGCUUCAGACAGCAAGACUACGGUCCUCCAGAAUAUGUCGUCGCGGUGGGGGAGUUCAUGCAUCCAUGUGAAGAUGAAAUUGUGUGCAAGUGUACAACAGAAGAAAGCAAAGUUCCCUACUUCAAUGCCCCUGUGUACUUGGAAAACAAGGAGCAAAUUGGGAAGGUGGACGAGAUAUUUGGCCAGCUCCGGGACUUUUACUUUUCAGUCAAACUUUCUGACAAUAUGAAGGCGUCUUCAUUCAAGAAACUACAGAAGUUUUACAUAGAUCCAAUGAAGCUGCUCCCACUGCAGAGAUUCCUCCCUAGGCCUCCAGGAGAGAAGGGGCCACCGAGAGGUCGAGGUGGAGGAAGAGGUGGUGGUCGUGGAGGUGGAUUUCGAGGUGGCAGAGGUGGUGGCGGCCGUGGAGGAGGAUUUGGAGGUGGUGGCCGUGGUGGUGGAGGAUUUGGAGGCGGUGGCCGUGGUGGCGGAUUUCGAGGUGGCAGAGGUGGCGGCGGCCGUGGUGGUGGAGGAUUUGGAGGUGGUGGACGUGGAUUCAGAGGUGGGAGAUGAUCUGACAGUGAUGUACUGGUGGAUCUUCUCAUUUCUGUCCACACCUCAUGCAGCAGAAUCGCUGGGUUCCAUGCCAGUGGCUCGCCUGUCGGACUCAGAAUAUAGACUUUGCCUCUUCUUUGUAGAACUUGACUUCUCAUUUUAUUUUUGUACCAGUUUUGAAGGUGCAAUUUAUGAUUGUGCUUGUUAUUUAAAAGGUGUAACAUAACAGGGACCGUUUCUGCCUGUAAUGAAUGAUUCUAGGCUCUCUUCCCAAACAGGAAUGCCAUUAUCCUGUGCUCAUUGUGUUAAAUGUUUGGCCUUGACAGAUUUUUUGUUUUUAUUGGAAGAAAAAAAAUUCACGGGACACAUUCACACAUUUCUGUGCAUUACUCCUAUCAGAUGUGUAGGUAUGCAGACUUUAUUCAAUGUUAGUUUAAAACAUUUUUAAUGCUCAUAAUUUGUAAAAUCGCAUUCUUUUGUUAAAUGCCUUGAUUAAAAGGUGUUUUGUAA
This is a messenger RNA of Solea solea (common sole), 1320 nucleotides long. It is a transcript of the gene gar1, whose product is annotated as GAR1 homolog, ribonucleoprotein. Bases 16 to 828 code for a protein of 270 amino acids. The record is from RefSeq and is a predicted model, not a curated record. Lineage: Eukaryota; Metazoa; Chordata; Actinopteri; Pleuronectiformes; Soleidae. Gene Ontology annotation, cellular component: box H/ACA snoRNP complex. Gene Ontology annotation, biological process: snoRNA guided rRNA pseudouridine synthesis; ribosome biogenesis. Gene Ontology annotation, molecular function: box H/ACA snoRNA binding. The transcript is spliced from 7 exons.